This is a messenger RNA of Candoia aspera, 8265 nucleotides long. RefSeq names its product calcium/calmodulin dependent protein kinase ID (gene CAMK1D). The record is from RefSeq and is a predicted model, not a curated record. Gene Ontology annotation, biological process: peptidyl-serine phosphorylation. The transcript has 11 exons. NCBI's taxonomy places the organism in Eukaryota, Metazoa, Chordata, Lepidosauria, Squamata, Candoiidae. Gene Ontology annotation, molecular function: calmodulin binding; ATP binding; calcium/calmodulin-dependent protein kinase activity. Gene Ontology annotation, cellular component: cytoplasm; intracellular anatomical structure. The coding region runs from base 431 to 1618 and encodes 395 amino acids.
CCUCCUCUUCUCUCUCCCUUCCCCCUCGCUCUGUGCCUGAAGGCCGGGGAGGGCGGCUCUGCUUCUCCCCGCCCCCCACCCGCUUUUGCGCCCGAGUAAGCGGAGAGGGGAAGGGACGGCGUAGAAAGCAGAAGUCGGGAAGGAGGGAAGGCAGGCGGAGAAAGGGAAGCCGAAGGAAGGAAGGAAGGAAGGAGCCAAGAAAGCAAGCGGGGUCGGACGGCAGGCGGGAGUCCCUCCAAGUUGAGCGGGAGAGCAGCUCCCGAGCGCGGCGGCGACCAGGAAGUCGGGGCGCCGCAGACGCCGCGGGGGGAGAGGAAGCGGCGCCCGAAGAGAAAGCAAAAGCCACCCGCCGCCUCCUCCUCCUCGCCGCCGCUCUCCCGGCUGGCGUCCGCCUCGCCGGCGGCUCCCUGCGCUCCGCUCCGCCGCUGCCAUGGCCCAGGAGAACGGCGAGCAGCGCGGCUCGUCCUGGAAGAAGCAAGCCGACGACAUCGGCCAGAUCUUCGAGUUCAAGGAGACGCUGGGAACUGGAGCAUUUUCUGAAGUCGUACUGGCUGAAAACAGGAGUACUGGAAAACUUUUUGCAGUUAAGUGCAUCCCAAAGAAAGCCCUGAAAGGCAAGGAAAGCAGCAUAGAAAAUGAAAUUGCCGUUCUCCGAAAGAUCAAGCAUGAAAAUAUUGUGGCACUGGAAGACAUAUAUGAGAGCUCAAGCCACUUGUAUCUGGUUAUGCAACUGGUGUCUGGAGGAGAGCUAUUUGACCGCAUUGUGGAAAAAGGCUUCUAUACUGAAAAGGAUGCAAGUACGCUGAUACGGCAAGUCUUGGAUGCUGUCUACUAUCUCCACAGAAUGGGCAUUGUUCACAGAGAUCUCAAGCCAGAAAACCUGUUAUACUACAGCCAGGAUGAAGAAUCUAAAAUCAUGAUAAGUGAUUUUGGAUUGUCAAAAAUGGAGGGUAAAGGCGAUGUCAUGUCCACAGCCUGUGGCACCCCAGGAUAUGUUGCUCCUGAAGUGCUUGCCCAGAAACCCUACAGCAAAGCAGUGGACUGUUGGUCCAUUGGAGUUAUUGCAUAUAUUCUCCUCUGUGGGUACCCUCCUUUCUACGAUGAAAAUGACUCCAAGCUUUUUGAGCAAAUUCUUAAAGCGGAAUAUGAAUUUGACUCUCCUUAUUGGGAUGAUAUCUCUGAGUCUGCUAAAGAUUUUAUUCGGAAUUUGAUGGAGAAAGAUCCCAAUAAAAGAUAUACCUGUGAGCAGGCAGCCCGACAUCCGUGGAUUGCCGGAGACACAGCCCUCAGUAAAAAUAUCCACGAAUCCGUCAGUGCUCAGAUUCGUAAGAACUUUGCAAAAAGCAAAUGGAGACAAGCUUUUAACGCCACAGCUGUAGUGAGACAUAUGCGGCGGUUACAUCUUGGCAAUAGUUUGGAUAGUGGUUCAAACAUUAGUGUAUCAAACAGCCUCAGUCUGGCCAACCCACUACCUGAUGGAGCUUCCAGAAAAGAGUGUAUGCCCCCAUCUACCCUCUGUAGUUUUGCUUCUUCAGCUUCAUCCGGUAUUUCUGCCGUUGGAGAGAGGAGGCCAAGACAGACUACAAUAACAACAACAGUACACACAGGGACCAAGUGAUCCAGGUCAACCCACUCGUCCCACCCACAAGGAAGAGGACAGAGAUGGGAAAAAGGGCCCUGGUGGGCAAACAGGCAGGGAAGAAAAUCUUCUCCCAGGUGAUUUCAUCCUACAUUGCAAACACAUUGAAGCAUUAGAAGAAAAGAAGGAUUUUUUUAAAAAAAAUAAUAAAUGGCCAUAUUUUAUACUGCGAUUCUGAAAUGUUGUAUUCAUUGCAAACUGCAAUGACGUCUGGAGCAUGGGGAGGGAAAGGGUUGGGAGACAGAUAAGCGGCACCUGGUGCUGGGUCCGUGAAUCUAGAAAUGUUCUAACUAAAGGGCAUGUGUUAGUUCCUCAAUGAUUUACUCUGUUCUCAGUGUUGGUAUCAAUACAUGCUUUGUUUUUCAUUAACUAAAUAUCUCAACUGGAUUAUUUAAAUAGAGUAAUUUCAAACAUUGUUUUUCUUUUCUCCAUAUUUUCAGCUUUGUUGUUUUUGUUUUCGUUUUUUCACAGCGGUAAAAAAUACAUAGAAGUUUGCAUUAAACUUUCAAAUCAGGAAGCUUUUGAUGGCACGUUUUUAUAUAUUUUUUUCCCUUAACAUGUAACUUUGGACUGCAGACUUGUCUGGAUCUUGCAAUGAUGUUUAAAAUGAACUGCUUUUGCACCACUUCUUUUUGGGAAAAUGGGAACAAAGUCUGGUUUCCUUCUAGUCCUAUGGAAGGGGAAGGUUCCAUGGGUUUGAUUUCAGAAUAUGGUGCUGUGAUAAUCAUUGAAAGAAUGUUCUAUUUUCUGUUUGCAUUUGCACCAGACCCAUCUUUGUGGGCUCCAAAAUGGGGCUUUAAGAAUUUCCCUGUGUUUUUUUUUCAACUGAACUGGGGAGGAAAAAAGCCUCCCCAGAAACACAAAAACUUUAUUACGGCCAAAGACCAGCAUAUAACAAUACAAUAUAAAAAGGAUAUAGAAAUAUAAAACUACAAUAUAAAAAGCAAAGGAUGAAACAGUGUGGCACUGGGGAAGUUCAUAAACACUUCAGAAUAUACACGCCAGCAAGUAAAUGUACUGUAAAAGACUUUCAUGUGAUUCUUUCUAUUAAAAUAUUGAAUAGAUUGGUUUAAAUUGAGUCUCCUAAGCAAAGGGGCCAGCCAGCCUUAGUACAGACCAUAUGCCAUUUUUGUCCCCAUGAAUAUAGCAAUCAGAACAGGGUUUGGGUUUUUUUCAGUGCUGACCAGUCAGUGAUUUACAGUAAGCUGUGGAGCGAUUACUGAGUCUGUUUCUUCCAGGAAUGUCUGGCAACCAUGCUAUUAUAAUCCACCUUGCACUGAAAUGUGAUCUUUCCAGCAGUUUUCUGCGAUGCACAAAAGUACAUCUGAUUUUUCCAUUGUGGUUUACUUAAAACUCAAAUAUAUUGCUCAGUAAAUCUGAAAGCAGCAUGCAGCAUUUGGGAAAAUGGUGGAUUUUGCUAGAAUCGUUCUGUACAUCAUUCUGCCAAAGAGUAGGGCUGGGAUUUAAAAUGAGAGGGAGAAAAUCUGCUUAAUGAUGUCUUGAUUUACAUCAAAUGGAUCCAUAAGAAUUCAAUUCCCAACCACCAGUUUGAGUUCUCUCCGCCCAUCCUUGAAUCAGAAAGAAACAAUUCUGACAUGAAAUUUGCUCUUCUUUGUCCUGCCUCUUGAGAUUCUCUUCUUAAUCCCUCCCAGACCCUGACUUCCCUCCACAGAUUAACAGACUUCCUGUACCUUGAGGCUAUCACUGCACAGGUUCAAAAUAAGGAGGAAAAUACUACUUUAACAACAAAGACAGUGUUAUUGGAGUCCAUAAGACUUCAAAACCACUUACAAUUUAGAGCUGAAACCAAAACUGGUGAAAGCAUCUGUUGCUGUGCUGUGAAUUCUAUGUAGAGGGACCAGCACAGUACUCUCUUCUGAAAAUGAAAUGCUAGGUUAGCUUCCAGGACAUACUCCACCCUCCACCCCACCCUGGAUGUUUAGAUCAGCCUAUGUGGUUUUAAUACUAGUGCCAUGCACAUGAAGAAACUUGGAAAAUUUCCCCUUCCCUUGCAGAUUUGCCUGUCUGAUUAAAAAGACUGCUUAAUAAAAUCCUCUAUGUGAUGCAAGAACAUAAGCCAAUAGCAUGGAAUAAACCAAUCAGUGAGACCAGUGAGAAAAAUGUGGACCUGCUUAAGUCCUUCCCAUAAAAAUCAGUAGAACUGAAGAAUGUUUAAUUUUGGCUGGAUCCCAUUUCCUAUGGCCAGAAAUUAACUCCUAACACUGUUUCUCUCUUCCGUAUUCUCUUCUGUGUCUCUUUUUCCCUUUAUCCCAAGCCUUUACAAUAUAAAGCCUAUCCAUGUUGUUUUCUCGUAAUGUUAUAAUACAUAAAGUCCAUUUAAUUUGGUAGGCGUGAUAAAACCAUGCAGCAGAUGAGAAUGGCUAUUCCAUUUUCUUUUCAUCUGAAAAGAAAUUUCACUAAUGCCCCUAUUUUCCAUAGGUCAAUGAUUUUUCAAUUAAGGCUAAUGUUUUUAUCUAUUUUAAUAAUUAAAAGUUUGAAAAGUGCCCAUUCUAAAUGUCAGGGUCCAAGCAUCUCAUCUACGUGCCUGGUUUUGCUUUAUCUUAGGUUGCAGAUAUAUUUAGAAUCAUUAUGUCUUUCAUCAUCUUCUCUUUAAAUGUGCAAAAUUUUAAAAAAGUUCUCUGGGCAUAGAAGAGGGAAAGAUAGACAUGCUCUUUGACUCUCUUUUUAUCUCUCUCUUUUUUUAAUUAAUCAGUACAUGCAUACUACAGCAGUACCUUUAUCUAUAGAAACUUUUUUUGAGAGAGAGAGAAAGAGAGAGGAAGAAUUAUUUCUUUUUCCUCAAUAGGGAAGCAAAAAACAGUAAAAAAUAGUACUGGUUUGGGUGUUUUCAUAUUUUUUUUCCCCCAAAGGGAAUGGUGGAAAACAGAUAGGUGAAGCCAACUGUUGGUGCAGAAUUGGGAAUUGCUGCUGGAGGGAUUUCAAUACCAAGAUGUCUAAUAAAUGCAUGAAGCUGCACUGCAUGUUUUGAUGACUGUGCUUGCUUUCCCAAUCUUUGCCUUUGUAUUAAAACACAUUCCAAAUAUGAAGGCUUCCUUCCAUCUCUUAAAGUCGAUUUUGUAAAAUGUAUCUCAUUCUAUAACUUCUGAGUCAUUGCUUAUUCAUGCUAGUGGAAAAGGAAACCAAGCAAGGAUUAAGGGUGGGUCCCCCAUCGCCCUGGUCAUAGACACUUGGUUUCUCUAAGAGCAUCAGCCACCCACAGAGGUGUCUUUGUUAUCUACGCAUUGGUCCAUUGUGUCUGUGGAAAGAAAGAGGGGAGGGGAAAGUCCAACAAAUAAGACCUAAUAGCAACAGAACGCAUGUGCCAUUUGCAUUCCUUGUGAUCAGAGUAACAACGUAACUAGUUAAAGAAGCCUCCCAUCUCUGGUAAACAGCUCCAUCUUAAAUCUUGCAGCAUCAGUAGAAGGAGAGAGAAGAGCAAUACUAACACAAGGUCACACAAACCACCAAUGACUCUGGGUUUGUCGAUAGAGAUGCUUUGCACAAAUGGGUAGCUUUGAGAGGUUAGUCUACUUCCUUGAUAGGAAGAUCAUGAAGCAUGAACAAGUGCAACAAACAGCAGUUUGCCAUUACUACUUUUCCCUCGCAGGGCUCAGAAUCAGGAAUUUUCUAAGUUCUCCCCAAGUUAUGCAGGACAAUAUCCGAUUCCAAUAACAACAAUCAAGGCAAGCUUCUUUUCUGUCUGUGCAUCGGUCAGUUAUGUUGUGGAAAGAAAGAAAGGGGAAGAGUUCCAUUAAAUAUUACAUAAUCCUCUGAAACAUGAUGCUUCCACAGGAAUUUCUUGGCAGACUAAAAGAUAAGUAGGAAGUUUGAAAGCCACAAUUCCAAAGCUGGGAGGUACAGACUGAAGCCAUGCAUAUGUUUAAUUUUCCCCUGGAUCAGUGGCCUUUAAUGUCAGUACUUCUCUAGCAGAAGUUGCAUUUAGGAAACAGUUGCACACGGUGAAACCAAAGGCCAGAAUGUUUCUCAAGCCAUUAGAGAUCAGAAUUUUUUUUCAUUCAUUAAAUUUUGUUACGUUUCACAAGGCCUCUUGUUCUUGGCCAGCAAAGACGCUCCAUCUUUUCCCACACCAGUAAGAAAGCGUAACCUUUUGACUUCUGGAUUUGAUAUCUCCUUGUUUGAUUUUUCUUUUUUUCUGAGAUACGAAAAGGGCUGAAAGCAAAUGAGAAUUUUGCACUCUUUGCACAGAGGAGUUGAAAAUAUAGUUCCUGUUACUCUCUGAUGUAUAAUGCUAACUAGGCGUGGGGGAAAAGGUGCAUUACCUGAAAAAAAUAGGAAUAGAUAGCCACAGCCAUCCCAGAUAGAGUUUGAUGGCACAAUAAGCAGCUGCUAAAUUUUAAGAUUAGUGAUUUAAAACCAUAUGACCUGCCUAUAUAGCUCAGAUUUUGUUUUGUGAAGAAAAAAAUGAAGUCAGGCUGACAGAUCUACCCAAAACCACUUUGUAUUUCAAAUUCUCUGUAGAGAACCAAAAACCCAAAUGCUCACUCUGAUUUUGAGCAAGCAACUAUUAUUUCCACACACACAUGCACACACUUGGGAACUGAAGACUGUUGAAAGUAGUGAGAAUGAUGGGUGGCGACCAACAUCAGGGCCUUACAUGUCCACUUAUGCACAUAGGGACGUCCCUUUCUCUGCAAAAGUUCAAUGCAUACCUAGAUGACAUUGCAGUGAACGUGUUGGAAUUGUUUUCGCAAGCACCAACCGCAGGCUCACAUUCACAAAUGUUUGAAAUACGGACUAAAGGGCAGCCUGUUAAAUGUAUUUAUGAGAUCUUUACUUUAGUGGCUAAUUCCCAAAGAUACACAGUACGUGGAACUGCUUUUGAAUACGGAACAUCCCAUGGAAGGAAGUCAGAUGAGCCAUGUGUUGAAUAAUAUCCAGUGUUUUGGAAUCCCAGCUGAGAAGAUCAAUCAGGUCUCUGGAUUUAUUGGAAUUUGAAGCAGUCCUCCCCACUGAUUUAAACUGAUUUUAAACUUGGGGAACGGAAGUAAUAGAGAAGCAGCAUUUGGUGUUUGCAAGACCUUAUGCUCAUAAUGCAAACAAAGCUAGAAUAAAUAUCUCCCAGCCUAAUACAAAACUUGAUCAUAUACAAUGAGGUUCUUUAAAGAGCUGAAAGAACAGGUUGGGGAUAGAUCAUCAUGGAGAAAAUCUAUCUAUGUGGUUGCUCGGAAUUGAAAAUGACUUGAUGGCACAUAACCAACCAAUCAAAAGGGCACUGCUUUAAUGCUGGUUGGAGGAUUUAUGGAAAGUUUCUAACACUUACUGCCAUCUCUCCAACUGUUUGGUCUCUCAGACCGUCUUGUCAUCCAUUACUAUUACCAGCAAAUACAUAUGUUGAUUAUUUGAAGUAGCACAUAAAUCCAUUCAAUCCAUGAAAGAGAAUAGGAAGAUUAAGUUACUGCAUUCUUCCUUCCCCUUACAUUUCUGGAAACCCACCUUAAGUGGAGAGAACUUGUUCAUGAGAUCUCCUUUGAGAGACAUGAAUUGUAACAGUUGGUACACUGGACUAGAGUGUACGCUGGCUGGGGAAUUCUGGGAGUUGAAGUCUACCCGUCUUAAAGUUGCCAAGGUUGAGAAACAUCGCUCUAGUCAAAGUAGAACCCUUUCAGUGGAGAUGUUUAAGAAUCUCUGGAUUCUCCACAACACAAUUCACACUGAAAUUAAUGACGCUGUGAGGUGCUUCACUUUGAUUAGAAAAUUCCAAACAUCUGUAGCUUUUGACCACCGUCUAAUAUAGAAUGAACUACAUUUUAAUUGAAUCUCUGGCAAAACCUUAUGUGUAUUUACUUGAAAAUAAGAACCAUUCAGUUCCGUGGGACUUGCUUUUCCAUAAUUGAGUAUAGGAUUGUAGCUGUAAGCUUGCUGGAUGCUUUGGUCUGUGAGAAGCUUUGCAGCAACCCAGCAGGAGAAUCGAGGUAGUGAAACUGCUACAUCUAUUGUCGAUUAACGUGUAUGUUCUCAUGCCUAUUGUAAUGUACCUCCAAGACUCAUUCAAAUGCCUGGGUAUGAAUUUGGAUGUAGAUUUCCAAGCAGAGCCACCUAUUGUUACAUGUGACCGAUGGCUUGUGACUGAAGAUGACUGAGGAAUCUUGUUUCUAAAUGGGAUUCAGCAUUUUAAGUACACUUUUAUUCACUUGGGGUUUUUUAAAGCUCAGUUUUACUCAGAUCAAAACCUGGAAUGAUUCUUAAAAUUGCAUUUACUGCAAAACAUCUCAUGAUUACUUUUAUUUUUACAAAAAAAAAAAGUAUGGUUUUUUUAAAUAUUUAAAAAAAAGGAAAUUUAAAAGGAAAAAAAAUUGCAAAUUUAAUCCAGGAAUGUCAGUGUGCCUGUUAUUAUACGUCUUGUAAUCAAUUCAGUUUCAUGACACCAUCUUUGAGAAGGGAAAUGUGUAUUUACUCAGUGCAUGUAACAAGACACAUAGCAAAAUGUUUAACCUGCCUAAGCAGUUUGCGAUGCUACAAAUUGUUAAUGGGGCUGUGUUGCAAAUUAUUCUCUGCCUUGACAAUCAUGUAUACAGCACUUAUCAAGAUUUCUAUCAUAAAGAUUAUUUAAGGGAUAUGGAGAAUAAUUUUCCUCCAAUAAAUCAAAUUAAACCACCUUCAUCUGA